Messenger RNA from Hippocampus zosterae (dwarf seahorse), 2177 nucleotides. RefSeq names its product GRAM domain-containing protein 4-like. The record is from RefSeq and is a predicted model, not a curated record. Bases 230 to 1858 code for a protein of 542 amino acids. The transcript has 17 exons. NCBI's taxonomy places the organism in Eukaryota, Metazoa, Chordata, Actinopteri, Syngnathiformes, Syngnathidae. Gene Ontology annotation, biological process: apoptotic process; negative regulation of toll-like receptor 9 signaling pathway.
CUUCCACAACCGAUUGCCUGGCCUCGGAGGAAGGAACCGUGGACUUGACUUGACUUGGAACUUAAUCGGAGUGCCGUUGCGGAGUUUCCAAACAAGUUUUCUUUACGGACGCCACUUGUUCGCUUUGGAGCAACAUUCUUCAGCUCAGAAGUCAGCGGGGUCCAGGGAGACGGCAAGCUCCGGCACGGGGCGUCGGCGUCGGUCGGGCCGCGUUUCACGAGGCUCAACCAUGCGGCGGCGCCUGGAACGGAUCCGGAAUUGGGGCCACAGGCGGGAUGAUAUCGUGGAUCUGUUGGACUCGCCCGACAUGUCGGAUGCAGAAUCCAGCGAGGAGGUCGCUUCAGCAAACGUUUCGGCAUCUCAAGAUGAAUCCCAAUCGGAUCUGAAUGAGAUGAAAGGACACCUGGAGAUGGCCUGGUUGGAGAAGCAUUUUUUACAGGAGGAGUUGAGGAAACUCCGGGAGGAAGAACUCGGCAUGGAAGCGCUGCGUCAGGAGCUGGAGCGGGAACGCUGCAGGAACGUGGAACUUGAGCAAAAGCUCCAAGACAUCAACCACGGCAGGUCCGUCACUCCAAAAGCCCCGCCCCCUCCCGACAUCACCACCACCACCACCACCAAUCCCGCGAAGGAAGACGCUUACGGUCGCUUCCAAAGAUGGCUUUCCAAGCACGUGGGCGUGGACUUUGACGACUUCCACGCGCAAGCGCAGGAGGAGGCGCCUGAGCCGGACGAGCCGCUCAGUGCCAGGAGGCUGACGGAAAACAUGAGGCGGGCCAAGAGAGGACUGAGGCCCGUCACCAGCUUCCUGCGCGACCUCUCGGCCUUGUCCGACUGGCAUUCCGUCUACACCACGGCCAUCGCCUUCACUAUCUACAUGUACGCCACGUGGCGCGGCUGGACCAUCUCCGCGUUCCUCUUCCUGGCUGUCCUGCGCCUUUCUUUGAACUACCUCAUUGCCAGGGGCUGGAGGAUCCAGUGGAGCAUCGUUCCGGAAGUCUCGGAGCCUGUGGAACCUCCCAGAGAAGACCUGAGCGUGUCAGAGAAGUUCCAGCUGGUUCUGCACGUGGCCCAGAGGGCUCAGAAUAUCUUUGGCAAGAUGGCCGACAUCCUGGAGAAGAUCAAGAAUCUCUUCAUGUGGGUGGAGCCUGAGUUGACCAAGAAGCUGUACGUGGCUCUGUGGGUGUCCUUCAUCGCCUCCUGCCUGCUGCCUUACAAACUGCUGGGAUUCAUCAUCGGUGUGUUUGUGGGCAUCAAAUUCUUCGUCGUCAACUUCAUCUUCAAAAGUUGCCCCAAACUGCGACGGCGCUACGACACGGCGCACAUCGUGUGGAGCGGCCUGCCCACCGACGUCCAGAUGAGGGAGCGGGCCUGCGACUCCGCCGGCAGACGCGCUCUCGGCAGCGGCGACGACGGAGGCGGCGGAAGUCGAUCCUACAGCACCAAGCGGGGAACCUUCCGCGAGGUCUUCAACCUCCCCGAGAGUGAGCGCCCCCUAGCAGUCUGCGACGGCGGCUGGCGCUGCUGCCUCAUCAACCGCGACAAGAAGACGCCGGCGGACUACAUCCGCAACGGAGUCCUCUACGUCACCGACAACUACUUGUGCUUCGAGUGUUCCCGCUCAUCUUCAUCCAAGAGGGACAAAGUCAUCAAACUGCUGGACAUCACCGACAUCCAGAAGUACAAAGUGUUGUCCGUGCUACCUGGCCUCGGGAUGGGCAUCUCCAUAGCAACGCCGUUCACCCAGAAGCCGCUGGUGUUUGGAACCAUGACCAAUCGGGACGAAGUCUUCGACGCCAUCUCGGCCCAGCGCAACCUGGUGGUCGCCAUGGAGACGGCCGCCACCCCGCCGACGUCGUAACCCUUCCUCCUCCUCGCGCCGCGACCAAGCCAUCGGCGAUUGGCCGCGUGAAAGGAAUCGGUCCCGAGGACUCGUCACGACAAAUUUCCCAAAAUGCACCACGUCAGCUGAUCACGGCUUGUUGCAGUGAUUGAAAUUUUUUUUCCGAAUCGAUUUGAUGCUUCUUGACGACGGCUUUUGCGAAUCUUUUGAUGUCGUCUUUUUUUUACGAUUUCAAAGUCCUCGUGGGGUUUUAAAGUUUUUAUACAUGUUGAAAUGAGACGUGCCUUUCUUUUUAAAAAAAUUUAAUACAAUGGCUCUUUUGAACCCCUUGCUGGCG